AUGCUGACCAUGCUGGCCAUACCUCUGGCCCUUCCUGCCUCCGCAGAGAGGGUCCUGGGGGCCUACAUCUUCGCCCGUCACGGGGACCGUACGGCCAAGGUGUUGAAGAACACCGAACUCACCGAGUUGGGCUAUAACGAGGUCUUCGACACCGGCAGCUACUACCGGACCCGAUACAUUCACGCCAACUCGUCCCAGCACAUCCAGGGAAUCAACGAGAACCUGGUCAAGCUCAGCCAGAUCAGCGCCUCGUCGCCAUCGGACGACGUGCUGCAGAACUCCGCCACUGCAUUCCUGCAAGCCAUCUAUCCGCCGGCAGGCAAGGCAUCGAACGAGGUCCUGGCCGAUGGAACCACCGUGCAGGGGCCCUUGGAUGGGUACCAGCUGAUCCCCGUGGCGACGACCAGCUCGGGGUCCAACAGUGAGGACACGGCCUGGCUGCAGAGCUCCACCGACUGCCGCAAAGCUGAGGUCAGCAGCAACAACUACUACUCCUCUGAGUUGUACUCCUCGCUGCUCCAGUCCACCAAGAGCGUCUAUUACUCCAUAUCAUUCCUGCUGAAUGGAACGUUUAACGAGUCGGCCAUGACAUUCAAGAAUGCGUACAGCAUCUUCGAUUAUCUCAAGGUCGGAUCCAUUCACAACACCACUAAGGGCGCAACGGAUGACGAACUCCAUCAGCUGUACCUGCUGGCCAACAUUGAGCAGUAUAACUUGGCCUACAACUCGUCUGAAACUGUCCGCGCCAUUGCAGGUGCCCGAUUAGCGGGAGACGUGCUGCAGAGCCUGAACAAGACCGUCACAUCCCAGGGGAAGACCAAACUCGGCAUUCAGUUUGGCUCGUACGGAACGUUCCUCUCGUACUUUGGCCUGGCUCAAUUGCCUGCGACGAGCGACAACUUCACCGGCAUCCCGGAUUAUGCAUCGACGAUGGCCUGGGAGCUGGUGACCAACUCCACCACCGAAUUCCCUUCGCCGUCGGAGCUCCGCGUGCGGUUUGUCUUCCACAACGGCACGAUCAGCGGCUCGGACGCGCCGACGGAAUACCCGCUCUAUGGCCAAUCGAACGGCACGAUCUCCUGGUCCGACUUUGUCUCCCAGACGAAGAAGAUCGCCGUGACCUCGACGGCGCAGUGGUGCCAAAUGUGCGGAAACACCGCCGGACAAUGCGCAGUGUACUCGAACAGCACCGGCCCAGCGUCCACGACGGGCACCGCCCCUGCGGAGACCACGGCGAGCGAGCACGGGGUCUCGAGGCCCGUGGCUGGUGCGAUCGGGGCGAUGGUCACUCUGGCGGUGGUACUGGGGGUGGAGGCGCUGGUGCUAUUCCUGGGAAGGCUCCAGAUUCGCAAGCAGCGGGAAGACGCAGAGGAUGAGGCUGACGAGGAGAAUAAGACGUCUUAG
Aspergillus heteromorphus CBS 117.55 is the source of this 1404-nucleotide messenger RNA. Its product is annotated as phosphoglycerate mutase-like protein. The transcript has a single exon. The record is from RefSeq and is a predicted model, not a curated record. Lineage: Eukaryota; Fungi; Ascomycota; Eurotiomycetes; Eurotiales; Aspergillaceae. Gene Ontology annotation, molecular function: phosphatase activity. Gene Ontology annotation, biological process: dephosphorylation. Bases 1 to 1404 code for a protein of 467 amino acids.